AUGAGACUUAAUACUCAAUUACCUCCAAAGCAUAAUUUCAAUGCUUCUUUUAAUUACGAUUGGGAUUUAUUGAAUAAGAAAAGAGAAAUCGAAAUGCUUAGACCUAAAGAAAUUUGUCCAAAACGCAAUCACUCAUUCCAUACUAGUUCAAAUGAUUGUGAUAAAUCUGUACAUAAUCGGUCUUUUGAGAAAUCUAUGUAAGAAACAGAAAAGGUGAGUUCAAGAAUGCAAACUGAAUUUGGCUAAUUGAAAACCCUCAUUUAGAAAAGGCGUGAUGAGAUUGAAAAAUAGCAAAGACAAUAGGAUCUCAAACUCUCAAUAUCAAUACCCUAAUAAACCAUCAAGGAGGAGAUGAAAAAAUAAAAAUAAGAAGCUCCAUAAUUCAAUUACUAUUAAACAUUCAAACCCAUUUUCGCAAAAUUAAAUUCAUUAAUUGAGAACUCCAAUACUAAAGAGCAGGAUAGACAAAGAUUAGUGACCUUAUUCGAUUCUAUCGAUUAAGAAUCCAUCAAAAAGAACAAUGAACCAGAAUAAAUGUUUUAAAUAGUUGAAUAAUUGGUGAAAGAAUUUGUUAUUCCCACCUUAGAACAAUAAACUCCACCUCAAUAAAAUUCAAAAAGAAGCUCUUUGUAAACACAAUCCUCAAAUUUUAUUAAGUAAUUGCCAUCUCACUAACAGAUACCUAAAUCCAUUGAGUAAUCAAUUAAUUUUAAGAAUGUGUUUGAAUUGUAAUAUAAAAAUCCUUGGUAAUUUUACACUUAAAUAAAGAACAAUGAUGGUGGAUAUUAUGAAUACUGUGUCAAUUAUAGGAUUGUAACUGGAGAAUCUUUAAACUGCUUUAACAUCUCAAAAUCUUAGUCAUAUUAACUAAAAAACUAAUAGUCCAACAUAUAAUUGGAUUAUAGAUAAAUCAAAUAGUCCUUAAUAUAAAAGCAGAUAUUAAGUAUUGAUGAUUAAUUUUCUCUUGUGCCAGUAACUCACUUUUAAAAGAAAGUAAUUUAUGCGUUGAGUUACCCCUCUUAGUACUGUAAGCAAAUUUAACAAUAUAUCGGAUUGAAUGUUAGUAAUCAUCAAUGUAAAAUGGAGUUGGGAAUAAAUAAGCUGAAUAAAGUUAUUUAACUGUAAUAAAGAUAGAGAAGAUAAUUGGUUUUUUCGAGAAUGACCUAAUUUAUGAACCAAUUAAGAAAACUAAAAAGGCUAAUUCAAUCAUUUGGAUUUAAGAGAUUGAAAUAGAAUUAUUAUUCAACAAAACUUUCAAGAAGUAUCAAUAACAAUCUUUGUAAGUUAAUACUCUAAGCAGCAAAAUAAGUAAAAAAAGAUCAAAAGAAUUACACAACUUAACUGUUCAUGUUAUUGCAAAAGUACUAAUGUAGACUGAAAAGUAAUGCAAUAACUCAAUUAAUUGGGAAUGAUGAUUUAAUUAUUAUGUUAUAAGGAUUACAAUCUGAGAACUCAAUAGAGAUGUAUUUAUAAUAAGUAGCUCAGUUGAUGGGCGAAAAAUUAGCAGUCUCCAUUUUAAAUAUUGAGAUUUUAUCAUUAACUUCCUAUUUACCUGAAUAUGGGUUGAUAUAAGAGUAUUUUGAAGACGUUGAUGACAUCUCGCAAUUCAACACUCUUUACUAAUUAACUUUAAAUAUAAAUACUGAGUUAAUGAAUAAUUAGAAUAUUGAAUUUGAGAAUCGACAUAUUUGGAAGGUUAAUGAUGAGAUAUUCUUAAUAACCUCAUCUAAUAUGUAGACUCAUUAUUUGAGUAAAAUAGCUUUAAUUUUAACAAAUGGAAUCAAUAGUUUAAGAUAGAAAUAUUUGGAGUUUUUUAAAUUCGCAAGAUUGAAAGUGGAAUAGCAUCAAUAGAAGAUGAAGUCUAAAUUUUUUAAUAGAUGGAGAAGCAAUCAAAGUGUAUUUGUUGAUCAAUUAAGAAAUGAACUCGUUUGUUCUAAAUAAGAAUAAGAUCAAUCUUAAAGAUUAAUUUACUAAUAUGAAUUGGAAUUAUAGAAUAUGCAAAUAUAAAAUGCAUUGAAAUCAAAAUGCUUAAGUAGUGCCUUGUUGGAAAAUACUUUAUCAAAGAGAGAGAAUGAAAUGUCAUUAAAAGAGACCUUCUUUAAGUUAUGGAGAAGUAAAAAUAGUAACAUGAGACAUUUUGAGUAGAGAGUGGAAACAGGAUUGUUUUUAUUGGAAUCGGCAGUUUUCAAAAUUGAGUAAUGCUAAUUAGAUAAAGCAUUCAGAGAAAUAGCAUUCGCAUAUACUCAACCUACUGGCACAAUACCAACUAGUCCAAUCUUAAAGAAUACGAAAAGGAGUUUCCAUACAAGAGAAUAGACAAGGAGAAGCUAAGAGGAAUUAGAGUAAUCAGUAUUAUGGGAUGUGCAUCAAAUGAAGAUUCAUACACCAAAUACUCAUAAGGGAUAAUCCUUAUCUCCUAUCACUGCUCAUACUAUCAACCAAUCUUUUCUUAUUGAGAAUGAAUCCUUGUAUCAAUAUCACUCAUAAAGAUGUACAUAAUAGCCUAAGAAGAAGGCAUAGUAACAGUAAUCCUCGCAUUUGGAUUAAGAGAAUGUACAAUCACAGAAUAAAAUCUAUUCUCAAAGGACUAAGGAUUUUGUUCGUAAAAUAUCUUAGCCAAAACAGUAAUAACAACAAAACCAUAGGAGAAUAAAUUCAACAUAACCAGGAAGUUCUUUUUCAUUUUAUGAUUUAUAACAUUGA
Paramecium tetraurelia is the source of this 2703-nucleotide messenger RNA. RefSeq lists its product as uncharacterized. Lineage: Eukaryota; Ciliophora; Oligohymenophorea; Peniculida; Parameciidae. The record is from RefSeq and is a predicted model, not a curated record. The transcript is spliced from 2 exons.